This is a messenger RNA of Panicum hallii, 1925 nucleotides long. RefSeq names its product aspartyl protease family protein At5g10770-like. The record is from RefSeq and is a predicted model, not a curated record. The transcript is spliced from 2 exons. NCBI's taxonomy places the organism in Eukaryota, Viridiplantae, Streptophyta, Magnoliopsida, Poales, Poaceae. The coding region runs from base 442 to 1755 and encodes 437 amino acids. Gene Ontology annotation, molecular function: aspartic-type endopeptidase activity. Gene Ontology annotation, biological process: proteolysis.
UGAAAAAAAACACCAAUAAAAAACAGGCUAUACAGUUGAUACGAGGACGCUUAUCAGUUACACAUCGGUGCCAUUUUCUUAGUCCUAGUACAAAAGAUUAACGCACAGCAGUUUGAACUUUUAAGCACUAAAUUUUGAUACCAGGGUAUCUUGCGACGGGAAGGUACUAAACUGUAUUGGUCCCAUGCUGACUGUUUUUUAUGUUUUUGCGUGGCUGUAUGGUCUCUGUUCCGAGAGAAAACGUCAGGUAUCCUACACGGCAUUCCUACUGCUUCCUAGGGACUGUUAGUCAAUCUAGUACACACAUGCCAAAGUCAAAAAAGGAAUGCAUUUUGACAAGCUGGCCGUGUGGCACAUUCGCAUCGCACUACUACCCACCGCUGUUAGGUACCCAAAUAGUAAAAAGGGGAGUUUCUUGAUCUGACCACCCAACCGUAGAACAUGCAUGCGCUCCCAAGAAAUUUCAGCCGUUGGGUUGGGUGCCUUGUUACCCGAAACAAUGACGAUGAUGCCCCUGCGUCCAACUCGUCGUCUCUCAGCGUCGUGCACCGGCACGGCCCGUGCUCGCCGCUGCUGGCUCGGGCCGGCGGCGCGCCGUCCCACGCGGAGAUCCUGGACCGGGACCAGGACAGGGUGGACUCCAUCCACCGCAGGUCGUCGGCGGCGGUCCACACGGCCCGCGCCUCCAAGGGCGUGUCCCUGCCGGCGCGCACGGGCGUGUCCCUCGGCACGGGCAACUACAUCGUCUCGGUCGGGCUCGGCACGCCCCGGCGGGACUUCUCGGUGGUGUUCGACACCGGCAGCGACCUGUCGUGGGUGCAGUGCAGGCCCUGCAACGGCUGCUACGAGCAGCAGGACCCGCUCUUCGACCCGGCGCAGUCGUCCACGUACGCCGCCGUGCCCUGCGGCGACCCGCAGUGCCGCGGGCUCGACUCGUGGACCUGCGCGUCGUCGGGCAGCAGGUGCCGCUACGAGGUCGUCUACGGCGACCAGUCGCAGACCGACGGCAACCUCGUGCGUGACACGCUGGCGCUGGGGCCGUCCGACGCGCUCCAGGGGUUCGUCUUCGGGUGCGGCGACGACGACUCCGGGCUGUUCGGCAGGGCCGACGGGCUCGUCGGCCUCGGCCGCAACAGGGUCUCGCUGGCCUCGCAGGCGGCGGCCAGGUACGGCGCGGGGUUCUCCUACUGCCUGCCCUCGUCUCCGAGCGCCGCGGGGUACCUGUCCCUCGGCGGCGCCGCGCCGUCCAACGCGCAGUUCACGGCGAUGGUGGCCCGCGGCGACACGCCGUCGUUCUACUACCUCAACCUCGUCGGCAUCAAGGUGGCCGGGCGGACGGUCAGGGUCCCCGAGGCCGUGUUCCGGGCGCCCGGCACGGUGAUCGACUCGGGCACCGUCAUCACCCGCCUCCCGGAGACCGCCUACAGGGCGCUCCGGGGGGCGUUCGCGCGCUUCAUGCGCAAGUACAAGCGGGCGCCGGCGAUGUCCAUCCUGGACACGUGCUACGACUUCACGGGCUACACGACGGUGCAGAUCCCGUCGGUGGCGCUGGUGUUCUCCGGCGGCGCCACCGUGAGCCUCGACUUCAACGGGGUGCUGUACGUGCCCAAGGUGUCGCAGGCCUGCCUGGCGUUCGCGUCCAACGGCGACGACACCAGCAUCGGCAUCCUCGGGAACACGCAGCAGAAGACGUUCGCCGUCGUCUAUGACGUGGCCAACCAGAAGAUCGGGUUCGCCGCCAAGGCCUGCACCUGAUCGAGCGACUAGUCUAUACUCUCUAGUCAAAAUCACCGAGGCGGACGUUCGCCGCCGGUGAUUUGAUAGCACGAUUCAUACACGAUACAGGGCAAAACGAUGAUCACGAGAUGUAAUGUGAUGCGAUACUGAAAGGAAAUAAGCAUCAUCAAGCCCGAAAAUCUGCACAA